This is a messenger RNA of Gallus gallus (chicken), 4569 nucleotides long. RefSeq names its product platelet activating factor receptor (gene PTAFR). Gene Ontology annotation, biological process: chemotaxis; G protein-coupled receptor signaling pathway. The coding region runs from base 234 to 1280 and encodes 348 amino acids. Gene Ontology annotation, cellular component: membrane. The transcript has 4 exons. The record is from RefSeq and is a predicted model, not a curated record. Gene Ontology annotation, molecular function: G protein-coupled purinergic nucleotide receptor activity; platelet activating factor receptor activity. Lineage: Eukaryota; Metazoa; Chordata; Aves; Galliformes; Phasianidae.
GCAGUCAUGCUGCAGUUGCUCUCAUUCUGGUGUCCUCUCCUUGAGAGCUGCCCUCGUGGAGACCUUUCAGACCGUGGUCAGAGAAUAUAACACCCAGAAGAGGACCGAGCACCGUCAAUAAGACACCGAUCUCUACUAAAGCUGACGAUGGACGUAUUGCACUGAAUCCCUUUUGGUAAGAAGAAAAGCUACAGCGGGCAAUUGUGGUUCACACGUGUCCACUCAACAGCACGAUGUCUGGAGAGGGCAAAGGUGAUGCUGCAGGCAGUGUGUGCCCAAUAGACUCUGAGUUUCGCUACAGCCUCUUCACCGUUUUCUAUAGCAUCAUUUUCAUUCUGGGCUUUGUUGCCAACUGCUACGUGCUCUGGAUUUUCAGCCGUAUUUACCCCACCAAGAAACUCAAUGAAAUCAAGAUAUUUAUGCUGAACCUGACAGUAGCUGACCUGCUCUUCCUGGUUACGAUGCCACUGUGGAUUGUUUACUAUCACAACCACGGGAACUGGAUCAUGCCCAAGUUCCUCUGUAGUGUGGCUGGCAGUUUAUUUUUCGUGAACACCUAUGCUUCUGUCGCCUUCCUGAUGGUCAUUACAUACAACCGUUACCAAGCUGUGACAAAUCCCAUUAGAGCAGCUCAGUUUACCACACAGAGAAGGGGUAUCUUUCUAUCAGCAGCCAUCUGGAUCAUAACAGUGGGCAGUGCUUUGUAUUAUAUUUUUGAUGAUAAUACGAAUGUGGAGAAAAUUGACUCAAUUAAUUAUACACGUUGCUUUGAGCGCUAUGACUCUACUGGCAACGUUACACCUGUUCUUGCCAUUCACAUCAUCAUCUGCACCCUCUUCUACGUCAUUUUCCUAUUUAUCCUGACCUGGAACAUCAUCAUUAUCAGAACCCUGUUCUCCAAAUCAGGGCAGCAGCGGAAGAGCGCUCAUGUCAAGCAAAGGGCGCUCUGGAUGGUUUGCACUGUGCUGGUUGUGUUCAUCAUAAGCUUUGUGCCUCAUCACAUUGUGGACCUGCCCUGGACACUGACUGUUCUGGAGCAAUGGAAGAAGGAAAACUGUCACUUGCGCCAGCAGCUCAAUGAUGCUCACCAGGUGACUUUGUGCCUCUUGAGUAUGAACUGCGUGUUGGACCCAGUCAUCUACUGCUUCCUCACCAAGAAGUUCCAGAAGCACGUAUCACAAAAUCUGAAAAGCAUGAAAGGGAGUCGCAAGUGCUCCAGGCAAACCACAGAUACGGUGAUUGAGGGCACCAUUCACCAAGAGGAUGCCAUUGGGUUCUAGGUCAGUCAGUUUCGAUUGCAGAGACUGAGUUGCAUGAAUGAGUCACUCAUCUUUUCACAAACGAAGGCUCAGAGGGACAUGUCAGGACCCGGAUAUUACUUUUCGUUUUUUCCUGUUAGAAGAAUGAAUGCUCAUUUGUGACAGGACAAGGCAAUGUGCACAAACUGGAACACAGGAGGUUCCCCCUGAACAUCAGGAAGAACUUUUUAAUGUGAGGCUGAUGGAACACUGGCACAGAUUGCCCAGAGAAUCUCCUCCUUGGAGAUCUUCAUAAGCCACCUGGAUGUGCUGGGCAAGAGGCUCUGGAUGUCCCUGCUGAAGCAGGGGUUGGAUCAGAUGGACUCAGAAGUCCCUUCCAACCUCUGUCAUUCUGUGGUUUCUUCUAUCACUCUCAACUAGCAGAACUGAAACUUGUAAAAAUCUGUGAGAAAAGCACCUUCUGUCUAUGUUGUGGGCACUGACAGCAGCUUGGGCAAUCUGCUUCUACCUGAAAGAAAUGCAGUGAGUGUCUGCAAUGAGCAAAGUACACUGGGAUUACCCAUUAUGUCAGCCCUGAUAGCUCCAUGACUUUGCCUGCUCAGCUUCCAGGAAAAGUCCAGUAUCAGAACUGUAAGACUUGUAAACAACCUGGUGGAAUGUGCUGAGCUGCUAACAUAAUCAAAUAGCAUUUCUGAGCAGCUGUUAUGAACUUUGUUCACAGCUUUUCUAUCAGACAAGUAGCUGGACAAAGGCAACACAAGGAAGAGAAAUUGGCAGUGCCUAAGCCCCCAUCCCAAAUCAGCUCCCCAAAGGGGGCUGCUGUCUGCCCUGGUUUCUUGCAUGAUUGCAGAACUGGAAAGUAAGUUGCCUCUUGCAUUCAGACUGAUAGUUUUUGGCUGGCUGGUAAUUUUGUGUCUGUGGAGAUCCCACCUCAUUUUGGAUGCUCUGGGUAACAGAAGACUGCUGUCAGCAAGGGCAUUUUUAGGAGGAGACAACAAAACUUCAAAUGCUUCCCUAUCUUUGUUCUUAUUUAUUUAAAUGAGGAUUGUAAAAAGCAACUGUGCAUUGUCCUUCCUCUAGCCUUUUUAUUUCUGCUAUGAAGAAAAGAAGCUGACUGGUUCUUGAUAAUCUACCACAAAUGAAGUAUUAGGUUGGAUCAUGGCACUGUCUGAGUAAACCAGUGAUGCAUAGUGAUGCAGUGCACUUUGCAGAGAUGUAAUAUAUACAAUUGCGAAAGACUUGAGACUCCUCACUCAGGGCUGGCAGCAGCCAGUAGGGCCCUAGGGCAGUUUUCCAGGGGUGCCUAUUUCUGUUACAAGUCAUGGGACAAUUGAGGCUUCUUUUUCUGACUGUAAUUACUCAAUCCAGUACAGGAAACUGGGCAGGGCGAGGAGGGAAGCUACUUGUUUUUAACAAUCAUUUUUUGGUUCCUCAAACUACAUGGGAGAGUGUGGCUGUUAAUAUAAGAAAAGUCCAUCUGAUAUGGCAAUACUCGUGAUUCAUAUGCGUUGUCAGCAGCCUUUGUAUGCCCACCAGUUAUGAGGAGAAGGUGAAAGAUGAGCUGAAGUCUUUCCAAAGAUAGGACCUACAUUACUAUCAGACCUGUCUGUUUCAGUGGAGAUGGGUGUCCUUCAGCUGUAUCCCCUGCAGCUCCUCAAGCAGCUUUUGUGCUUAUAUGUGUAAAUGAGCAAAAGAACUAAAAUGUUUUGUUUUCUUAAUGCCAUCUCUGGUGGUGAGCUGUGCACUCCAGAUCCUGUCCCAGGCAGAGAGCAGAACGUGAUCAUAAGCCAAGUGUGUUCCCUCCUGGUUCUGUACUCUACUCCAGUAUGGUCACUCACAAAGAAUACCUGCUGGCAUCUCUUUGCAGACUUUUUCCUGGCCACGUCCCUCAGCCACGCUCAAAGCUUUGAUCCAUAUCUGCAGUCACUCAGUGCACAGCAAGGAUCACAAUACUUCAUCUAAAAGCCUAAAUCCUGGCAGCUGGAGGAAUGUGCUUCUGUAUUUUUGCCCUCCCGAGCUGGCGCAUUCAGGCUGAGAUGCUCUUCCAGCUGGCAAAGCUUUUCUCUUCAUCACCCAUGUGACAGUAGAUCUCACUUGCUUCACAGCCACCAAAGCACUCAACAGCUCGAGUUUGGCAACUCUUGGAGGAAAUGGAAAGGGAUUAUUUUGUAUAGAAAUGUGUAUGUGUGGUCUUCUUCUAUAGAUUACUGGGAAACUUGCAGCAGAGUGUACCAUUUGGACUACUUACUGUUUGUAAAUAUAGAAAACAAAUACUCCACAGCAACCAACUGUACGGCAAGCGUGAGUUCAAGAGAACAAAUGUAAACUUGCUUCUAAGGGGAAGGGUAAGCGGUGAAAGAACUCUGAGGACACUUCACAAGAUUAUGUUGCAAUAAUUAAGUCAGCAAAAAGGCAUUUUAAAAGAACUUUGACCCUCUACUUCUGUUCCUGGAAUUACGCGUUUUACAGCAGUGCUGCAGGACGUGGUUUUGAUUCGCAGUGAAAGGAAUCCUCAAACGUUCUUCUAAAUAAAGCGCUGCCUUUAAGAUCUCCUCUCUUCUCCUCUUUCUGUAUGUACACUUAAAUGCUCUGAUACCACACAAAGUCGAUUUGAUGGCUAUUCGUGUUCCUUUUGUUUUUGUUUUCUGUCCAUCACCGCAUGAAUCCUCAGGAAAGAUGACACUAAGGGCUCAGCAAGUUUUUACCUGUUAAAACAAACACAAUUUCUGAAGCAUGUUUGAGGUGCCAAGAAGCCAACCUGACAAAACCCCCCACUGGUGACCUACACACACGGGACAUUUUCCACACGCACCCCAUCUUGCGGCUUUAACACUCAGGCCGAACAAUGACAAGUUAUUUCAUAUAACUGCUAUCGCAACGCCUGUACCAAGAGAAAACAGAGAAAGAAGCGCGGCACAGCGCUAAAGACUCCACCGCAGCCCCUCCUCCCCUCAGCCGCCCCUGGCGCGCACGGUACCGGCCCUCGGGGUGACGGUGACGUCACUUCCGGUACCUCCGCGUUCUGCUUCCGGGUCGUGCUGCGGCUGCGGAGCCGUGGGGCCGCCGCUGCCAUGUCGGAUGCGGGACGCGUUCCCGGGCGCGGCUGUGGGGCCGCUUCUCGGUUUUUAUUCCGAGUCUUCCCCAGUUAAUAAAGACGGAGAGAGAGAUUGAGCGUAGAGAGCAGCAAACAAUCCAGCAGAUCUCACAGCAAAGGCUUUGAAGACUGCCGAGGAGGACACGAUUUGAAUCAUUGAAGCAUUAAAAUAGUAAUACCCAUGGAAGAGCCACAAGAUUUACCCGAGCAACCAGU